Messenger RNA from Meloidogyne enterolobii, 475 nucleotides. NCBI's taxonomy places the organism in Eukaryota, Metazoa, Nematoda, Chromadorea, Rhabditida, Meloidogynidae. The record is from the annotation of a GenBank genome assembly.
UGUCGAACUAGCAGUUAUUCCUCAUUUUUUUCUAGGGACCAGUAAAGCGGAAGAUUACCUAGGUACUUUAAUUAUGGGCUCUAAAUCUGCUGAAAACGCAAUAAUUGGAACUUCAUCAGAAUAUCCUUCAAAUUCAACAGACUUCUUUUGUGCAAGCUGCAAACUUUCAGUUAAAUGUCGAUUUGGAAAAUUGGAGCUGGAGAAGGCUGGCUGUAGAGAAGAGUGUUUUUAUAUGAAAAAUCCUUUUGAGCCCCCAGAUUUCCACAAAGCUCAACGGAAUUAUUCAAUUGAAGAUUUUCUCGUUAUUGGUGCAAAUUGUUAUAUUUGUAAUCAACAAAUUUGUGUAGACGAGGAAUGUUCUCUUUUCUAUAAAAACACUUAUUGUUUGAAUUGUGUUUGGAGAGAAAAGCACAGCUUCCCUGCGGAACUACUUUCGAACGUUUCGAAGCAGCGAAGCAAGUCAAAAGAAUCUUGA